This is a messenger RNA of Puma concolor (puma), 2346 nucleotides long. It is a transcript of the gene ACAD11, whose product is annotated as acyl-CoA dehydrogenase family member 11. The record is from RefSeq and is a predicted model, not a curated record. Gene Ontology annotation, molecular function: acyl-CoA dehydrogenase activity; flavin adenine dinucleotide binding. Gene Ontology annotation, biological process: fatty acid beta-oxidation using acyl-CoA dehydrogenase. NCBI's taxonomy places the organism in Eukaryota, Metazoa, Chordata, Mammalia, Carnivora, Felidae. Gene Ontology annotation, cellular component: mitochondrion; cytoplasm.
AUGGAGGGCGGUGCCUCCCUCGAGCCCGAGACCACCGAAGUGCUGCCCCAGCACAAGUUCGACACCAGGUCCCUGGAGGCCUAUCUAAACCAGCACUUGCCUGGCUUUGGGGCCGAGCCAGAGGCCCACCUGACCGUUGCUCAAUACAGAUCAGGACAGUCCAAUCCAACCUUUUAUCUCCAGAAGGGCUAUCAAGCAUAUGUACUCAGAAAAAAACCAUCUGGAUCACUUCUUCCUAAAGCACAUAAGAUUGAUAGAGAAUUUAAAGUCCAGAAAGCUUUGUUUUCAAUUGGAUUCCCCGUUCCCAAGCCUUUAUUGUACUGCAGUGAUGCUUCUAUCAUUGGAACAGAAUUUUACAUGAUGGAACAUGUGCAGGGUCGAAUCUUUCGUGAUUUUACAAUUCCUGGAGUUAGCCCAGCAGAACGCUCAGCCAUAUAUGUGGCCAUGAUAGAAACCUUGGCUCGGUUACAUUCCUUGAAUGUACAGUCGUUGCAGCUGGAAGGAUAUGGUAGAGGUGCUGGGUACUGCAAAAGACAGGUAUCAACCUGGAUAGAACAAUAUAAAGCUGCAGCUCAUCAGGACAUCCUUGCUAUGAACCAGCUAUUUCACUGGCUAAUGAAAAACUUGCCAGAUAAUGACAAUGAAGAAAAUUUGAUUCAUGGAGACUACAAACUAGAUAACAUAGUUUUCCACCCUACAGAGUCUCGAGUUAUAGCUAUACUGGAUUGGGAGCUUUCAACCAUUGGUCAUCCUUUGUCAGACUUAGCUCAUCUCUCCGUGUUCUACUUUUGGCCAAGGACAGUUCCAAUGAUAAAUCAAAGUUCUUAUUUUCAAGAAAACAUAGGGAUACCAUCAAUGGAAGAAAUGAUUUCAAUAUAUUGCCGCUGCAGAGGAAUUAAUUCUAUUCUUCCUAACUGGAAUUUCUUUAUUGCCCUGACAUAUUUUAAAAUGGCUAGCAUAGCACAGGGAGUAUAUCGUAGAUAUCUUCAGGGAAAUAAUGCAUCUGAGAAUAGCUUUCUGUUUGCCAAGAUUGUGCAACCUCUGGCAGAAACUGGAUUACAACUCUCAAAACGGAUUUUUGGUACUACGCCACCACAGAUUGAUACUUCCCAGCAGUUUUUUGUACAGAGUAAGACAGGCCAGGAAGUUCUUAUUAGGAUGAAGCAUUUCAUGAAACAACACAUCCUUCCAGCUGAAAAAGAGGUAAUUGAGUUCUAUGUUCAAAAUGAAAAUUCAGUGGACAGAUGGAAAAAACCUUUAGUGAUUGAUAAACUCAAGGAAAUGGCCAAAGCAGAAGACCUCUGGAACUUGUUUUUGCCAGCUGUAAGCGGUCUCAGCCAGGUGGACUAUGCUUUGAUUGCUGAAGAAACAGGAAAAUGCUUUUUUGCUCCAGAUGUCUUUAACUGCCAAGCACCAGACACAGGGAACAUGGAGGUGCUCCACCUAUAUGGAAGUGAAAAGCAGAAGCAGCAGUGGCUUGAGCCUCUUCUUCAAGGAAACAUUACAUCCUGCUUCUGUAUGACAGAGCCCGAUGUAGCUUCAAGUGAUGCCACAAAUAUUGAAUGUAGCAUCCAACAAGACGGAGAUAGCUAUGUAAUUAAUGGCAAGAAAUGGUGGAGCAGUGGAGCUGGGAAUCCAAAGUGCACAAUCGCAAUUGUUUUGGGAAGAACUAAAAAUACCUCUGCAGCCAGACACAAACAACACACCAUGGUUCUUGUUCCUAUCAACACACCUGGAGUAGAAAUAAUAAGGCCUUUGUCAGUUUUUGGCUAUAUGGAUUAUUUACAUGGAGGACAUUUUGAGAUCCAUUUUAAUCAAGUACGAGUUCCUGCCACCAAUAUAAUAUUAGGUGUAGGCAGGGGAUUUGAAAUCGCCCAAGGCCGCCUUGGACCUGGUAGAAUCCACCACUGUAUGAGAAUAGUAGGUCUGGCAGAACGUGCUUUGCAGAUCAUGUGUGAACGGGCAACAAAAAGGGUGGCCUUUAACAAGAAACUGUUUUCACAUGAGGUUGUGGCUCACUGGAUUGCUAAAAGCCGCAUUGCCAUUGAGAAGAUACGUUUGUUGACCCUGAAAGCUGCCCACAGCAUUGACACUGUAGGCAGCACUGGUGCUAAGAAGGAGAUUGCAAUGAUUAAAGUGGCUGCCCCUCGGGCCGUCUGCAAAAUUAUUGACCGGGCGAUCCAAGUGUGUGGAGGCGCAGGUGUUUCCCAGGACUACCCUCUGGCUACCAUGUAUGCCCUAACACGAGCUCUGCGCAUAGCAGAUGGGCCCGAUGAAGUCCACCUCUCCGCGAUCGCGGCACUGGAGCUGCGGGACCAGGCCAGAGACCUGAGGUCCAAGGUGUAG